CCUGGUAGUUGGUAUCAGAACACUGUCCGAUUAGUCUUUAGUAUAAAUGUGUCGGCGGAACUGUUCGUCGCUGUGAUAGUGCGUUACUCAUCCGAUCAGUCGAAUUAGUCAAAUUUGAAUUAAGUGUAUAUCAUCUAAUAAAUUGUGAAAGUGAUACUGUCAUUUAUCAUUGUUUUUUAGGAAAUAUCUACAUAAAGAUGACUAUGGGUUAUGCGAAUCUGACGUUUGUCAAGUAAUAUUAUCACUCUUUGGCAUCUGCUGUCACAAAACUAUUAGUUUAUUAGAAUAGGAUUUAAUAAUUAUUGGCUGAUUGAUAAUGUGUUGAUAUUAUUAUACAUCACUUAGAGGAUAUAUAAUAAAAAUUGACCAAGAUAAUAAUAAUUGGUGAAGAUUAAUACUCAAGUUAUGCAGCAUUAAAGUAGUAUUUUAAUUUAAACUAAAGUUUAUGAAAAAUAGCAUGAACGACGAUAACCAAUGCAAUACUGACGUAAUAGCUUCGUGCGAUCUCGUGUCAAGUGGACAUAUUACACAUAUAUACAUUAAUCAAAACAUGAACGGCGAUUUCGAAUCUUUAGACACUAGAUUACUUGUCAAUAUGCCUAUACCGCCUUUUAUGAAUAAAGGAUCACAACAUACUAAAGGGAUAUCUAAUACUAAUGAUACUAGUGUUAAUAUUUUAAACGAUUCAAGUGCAUUUGAUUAUACAGAGGAUAUAAAUCAGACAUCACAAAUAAUAAUUGAUAAUGAACGAAUGUAUUCUUGUCAAAUACGUGUAAAUGAUGAAAGUAGCUCUAUUAAUACAAAUAAUGAUCAAAAUUUGAUACUCAAAGAGCUUUCUUAUUCAUUUUCUGAUAAAUAUGAUGAGGACUCUGACAGUAGUAAAUACUCACUAGGUGACAUUGAUGAAUUAUCAGACAACACUUUAUCAAUUAGUCAGCAACCAAGUAUAAUGAGAGCUCGUAGUGACUGCUCCAAUUGUGAUUAUUAUUCUGAAGAUGAUUAUGUUUUGACUGAUACAGAAGCUGAAGGAAUUGUUAAUUUUCUGGAUAAAAGUAAUGAUGAAGCUGAAGCACGAUUGGCUGCUAGACGACAAGCACGCGUGGAAGCAAGAGAAAUUCGCAUGCGUGAAAUUGAAAGGCAACAAAAGGAAGCUGAAGAAAAUGCAGAUAAGGCUUUUGAUAUGUCUACUGCAGAUGGAGUAAAUAUUAAUCGAAUAUCCCGUGUCACGGCUGGUAUAACAAGCAGUCCUCGAAUUCCUGGUUCCAUUACAAAUAGUUACCAAUCUAGUCGACGUAAUUCAAUUGACUCUCUUGAUGAGUCCACCCCUAACUUUCGUGAUUACAGAAUGGAAUUAAAAGACCUUGAAGAAAAAUUCCGAAAAGCUAUGGUACAAAAUGCUCAACUUGAUAAUGAAAAAGCAGCUGCUACCUACAUGGUAGAAUUAUAUAAAGAUAAGUAUACAGAUAUUGAAGAAGAAUUAAUGCAUAUAAAGAGAGAAUACAAAGAAAGUUGUAGAGAUAAUGAAAAAUUAAAACGUCUACUAUCUGCUCAAAGAAUUGAAGCAAAUGCUCUUCAACAGGAACUGCAAGAACGUGAUACACUUAUUGAAGAAAAAGGCUUAGUGAUAGUUAGUACUGAGCAAGAUGAGUGGAGUGAAAGUGAACAAUGUAAUAAAGUUACAAUUAGACGAGCUUUAGUAUCUAUGGAAAAUGCUCAAUUAUUACAAGGUGCUGGAGAAGGUUGUCUAGAUGUGCGACUUAAAAAAUUUGCUGAUGAGCGUGCUGGCUUUUUAGAAGAGAUCAGUAGACUUAAAUUAGAAUUACAAGAAGCAAAACACUUUAGUGAUAUUCAAUGUAAUGGUACAGAUUCAGAUGAUUUGGAAGAUACUCAAAAAGAAACAAAUAAAGUACUUGGAGAUUAUAAGUUUAAAUGGCAAAAAGCUGAACAAGAUAUUUCAACAUUGCAAGCAAAUGUUGCCAGACUAGAUAGUCAAGUUAUUAGAUAUAAAACUGCUGCUGAAGCAGCUGAAAAAGCUGAAGAUGAGCUAAAAUUAGAAAAACGAAAAAUGCAACGUGAGCUUCGUGAAGCUCAAGCUAAAGUUGAAGAACUUGAAACAUCUAAUAUGCAUUUGUUAAAACGUUUUGAUAAGUUGAAAAAUGCUAAAUCCAGUUUAUUAAAAGAUUUGUAAGACUGGUUAAUUGACACUAUGGACAAACUUUUAAAUGUGUAGCUAUGUUUAUAAUGAAAAUAAUUGCAAAGGAAUAACAUAGAAAAUGUUCAUAAAAUAAAAUUUUUGAGAAUAAAGAAAAAACAUUUGUUUAAACAGUUUAAACAACUUAAGACAAGCAUUUGUUUAAACAGUUUAAACAACUUAAGUCAAGCAUUUGUUUUCUAUGUUUAUUCCUAUUUUGUUCAGAAAUUGAUUAAAUUACUUCAUCAAUCUACAAUUUGUAUUAACUACAUUAUCCACAAAACAAUAAAAUAUAUUUUCUGUACCAUUUAAAUGUCAAUUUUUGUAUUGCAAUUAAGUUAUUUCAUAUUCUAUAUUUAUAAUUCUUUUUAGGGACUUAAUGUAGCAUAGUAUAUAACAAGUGCAAUAAUUAUAAUCUGUAUUAUUUAAAUAUUUAGAUUUAUAAUAUAACUAUCAAAUAAUUACAUAUAAAAUAUUACACAUUAUAUUUGAGAAAUAAUUUCAAUUAUUAAUAGUUUUUAAUGUUAUUUUAAAAUCAUACUGUCUGUCUGUUAUGAUUAAUUUUACAUCUUAGAUAAAAUUUAGCUAAAAAUCAUUUAUAUAAUUUCACUAAUAAAAGAUAUUAUAAAUUAUGUUUUAAUGAUAAAUGAGUCAAAUAAACCUUAAUAAUUAUAUCUA
Molecule: messenger RNA, 2869 nt
Organism: Daktulosphaira vitifoliae (grape phylloxera)
Lineage: Eukaryota; Metazoa; Arthropoda; Insecta; Hemiptera; Phylloxeridae
Product: leucine-rich repeat flightless-interacting protein 2
Exons: 11
Coding region: 446-2188 (580 amino acids)
Biological process (GO): regulation of DNA-templated transcription
Source: RefSeq, a predicted model, not a curated record